AAUUUAUGUAAGAUUGAACAGGAUUCAAUUCAAAAUUCUAAGCCUUUAUAAAAUCCUAUAAAAUUGGAGAGUGAUUUGUUAAAAUGUGAAGAGCAUAUAGUUCACAACUCUUGAUAAUAAUCACUUCUAUGAGCUUGUUCUCCUGAAGUGAGGACCACAAACAUUCAUAUUCAAGCUUCAAAAAUGGACUACUUUUCGAACUCAAUCGGUGAAUUUUCAUGGAUUUGUUUGAAGAAUUUUGAUUUCAGUUCUUUAUGUUCUCAGAGAAGCUUAAUAGACAUUAUCAAUAUACUCUUUCUAUGUGUCUACUACUUAUCUUUGAUUAUCACAUUCAUCAGAAAAAGUUCUACGAACGAAAGCCAAAGAAAAUGCUGGAUUUUCCUUGUUGUUUCAAUCUGUUGUGGUGUUAUUAGCAUUGCGUUUUUCGGUAUUGGAUUGUGGAAUCUUGUAGCUGAAGUUGAUGACUCUGAGCAAAUGAAAUGGUUAACUUGCGUUGUAAGAGGAAUCAUUUGGAUUUCUUUUUCUGUUUCUUUGAUUGUUCAGAGAGUUAAAGGGAUAAGACUAUUAAACUCUAUAUGGUGGCUAUCUUCUUCUGUAUUGGUUUCAGUUCUCAACAUUGAAAUUCUGUUACAAAAUCAUGCAGUUGAAACUUUUGAUAUUGUACAGUGGCUUGUGCAUUUUCUUCUUCUAUAUUGUGCCUUCAAAAAUCUAAGUUAUUUAGGAAAUAAUAGUGUCCAAGAAGCUUUAUCUGAGCCACUAUUAGCGCAAAAAGUCGAAACAAAACAAACCGGACUAGGUCAUGCUACUUUUCUCAGUAAGUUGAUUUUCUCUUGGAUUAAUUCGUUACUCGGUUUAGGUUACUCAAAGCCACUAGAUCUUGAAGAGAUUCCUUCUCUUGUUUCUGAAGACGACGCAAACAUGGCUUAUCAAAAAUUUGUGCAUGCUUGGGAAUCACUUGUUAGAGAGAGGACUAAGAAUAAUACAAAGAGUUUGGUUCUUUGGUCUAUAGUUAGAACUUACUUAAAAGAAAAUAUACUAAUAGCGUUUUAUGGAUUAAUCAGAACGAUUUCUGUUGUAGUUUCGCCUCUAAUACUCUAUGCUUUUGUUAACUACUCAUAUAGAACUGAGGCAGAUCUUAGAAAAGGUCUUUCCAUAGUUGGUAUUUUGAUUGUCACCAAAGUGUGUGAGUCUUUGUUUCAAAGACAUUGGUUUUUUAACUCAAGGAGGUCAGGAAUGAAAAUGAGAUCAGCUCUGAUGGUAGCAGUUUAUCGAAAGCAGCUCAAGCUUUCAAGCUCGGCGAGGGCGCGACACUCGGCUGGGGAAAUUGUGAAUUACAUUGCUGUUGAUGCUUAUAGAAUGGGGGAAUUUCCAUGGUGGUUUCAUAUAGCAUGGACUUCUGCAUUGCAGCUUGUUCUUUCUAUCGGUAUCCUUUUCGGCGUUGUUGGUAUCGGUGCUCUUCCCGGUUUGGUCCCUCUUCUUAUAUGUGGAUUUCUCAAUGUACCAUUUGCAAGGAUCCUACAAAAUUGUCAGUCGCAGUUUAUGAUUGCACAAGACGAACGUCUUCGAACUACUUCGGAGAUUCUAAAUAGUAUGAAGAUCAUUAAGUUACAAUCAUGGGAAGAGAAAUUCAAGAACUUAGUCGAGUCUCUACGUGAUAGAGAGUUCAUAUGGCUGUCUAAGGUGCAGAUCUUGAAUGCUUUUAGUUCAUUUCUAUAUUGGAUGUCUCCUACAGUUGUUUCUGCUGUUGUGUUCCUUGGAUGUGCUGUUACCAAGAGUGCACCAUUGAAUGCUGAAACUAUUUUCACAGUUCUUGCAACAUUGAGGAACAUGGGAGAUCCUGUUAAAAUGGUCCCACAGGCUCUAUCCAUUAUGAUUCAAGUUAAGGUUUCCUUCGAUCGUCUUAAUAACUUUUUGCUUGAUGAAGAACUAAACAAUGAUGAUAGUGAAAGGAAGCAUAAGCAAUGGUUGGUUAAUGCUGUGGAAAUUCAAGAUGGAAACUUCAUUUGGGAUCAUGGAUCUGCGUCUCCAACUUUAGUAGAUGUGAAUUUAGAAAUCAAAUGGAGACAUAAAAUUGCAGUUUGUGGACCAGUUGGAGCUGGAAAAUCAUCGCUUUUGUAUGCCAUACUAGGAGAGAUACCUAAGAUCUCUGGAACUGUUAAUGUAGGUGGCACUCUUGCAUAUGUUUCCCAAUCUGCAUGGAUCCAAAGUGGAACGGUUCGAGAUAAUAUACUCUUUGGCAAGCCAAUGGACAAAACAAGAUAUGAGAAAGCAAUCAAAGCUUGUGCCUUAGAUAAGGAUAUCAAUGAUUUUAGCCAUGGCGAUCUUACAGAAAUUGGUCAGAGAGGGAUUAACAUGAGUGGAGGACAAAAGCAAAGGAUUCAACUAGCUAGAGCAGUCUACAACGAUGCUGAUAUCUAUCUUCUUGAUGAUCCUUUCAGUGCAGUUGAUGCACAUACAGCUGCAAUACUAUUCAAUGACUGUGUCAUGACUGCUCUAAGAGAGAAAACGGUCAUUCUUGUUACUCAUCAAGUGGAGUUUCUAUCAGAAGUUGAUACUAUCUUGGUAAUGGAGGGUGGAAAAGUUAUUCAAUCAGGUAGUUAUGAGAAUCUCUUGACAUCAGGAACGGCCUUUGAACUACUUGUGAGUGCUCAUAAUGAUACAAUUACAGAGUUGAAUCAAGAUAAUGAAAAUAAAAGAGGUUCUGAAAUUGAGGUUUUGUCGUCUAAUCCUCAAGACUCUAAUGUUGGAGAUAUUUCUAGUCCAAUUGGGGCACAGCUUACACAAGAGGAAGAAAAAAUGGUUGGUAAUGUUGGAUGGAAGCCAUUCUGGGAUUAUAUUACAUAUUCCAAAGGGACACUCAUGUUGUGUUUCAUCAUGUUAGUACAAUCUGCUUUUCUGGCUUUCCAAACUGCAUCAACCUUUUGGCUCGCUAUAGCCAUUGAAAUUCCAAAAGUAACCAAUGCCACCUUGAUCGGAGUUUAUGCAUUAAUUUCUUUUGCUAGUACCGCUUUUGUAUUUGCAAGGUCUUACUUGACUGCACUUCUUGGACUAAAAGCUUCUACUGCUUUCUUCUCAAGCUUCACUACAGCUAUCUUCAAUGCUCCAAUGCUUUUCUUUGAUUCAACGCCCGUGGGAAGGAUUUUAACCAGAGCUUCAUCUGAUUUGAGUAUUUUGGACUUCGAUAUACCUCCUUCCAUCACCUUUGUAGCAUCUGUAGCAAUUGAAGUUUUGGUGGUUAUUUCAAUAAUGGCUUCAAUCACAUGGCAAGUUCUCAUUGUUGCUGUUCCUGCAAUGGUUGCAUCAAUAUACUUUCAGCAAUAUUAUCAAGCCACUGCAAGGGAACUGAUACGGAUCAACGGAACAACCAAAGCUCCAGUCAUGAAUUUUGCAGCCGAGACAUCACUUGGAGUGGUCACUGUAAGAGCAUACAGCAUGGUGGACAGAUUUUUCCAAAACUACUUAACACUUGUGAACACAGAUGCUUCAUUGUUCUUUCAUUCCAAUGCUGCAAUGGAAUGGGUAGUUUUAAGGAUUGAAGCACUUCAAAGUUUGACUGUCAUCACUGCAUCUUUGUUGAUCAUUCUACUUCCUCACGGAUACGUAUCCCCAGGGCUUGUGGGAGUGUCUCUUUCCUAUGCUUUUAGCUUGACAGAAGCUCAAAUAUUUUGGAGUAGAUGGUUUUCCAACUUAUCUAACUAUAUUGUCUCCGUUGAAAGAAUCAAGCAAUUCAUUUAUAUACCAGCAGAGCCUCCUGCUAUUGUGGAUAGUAACCGGCCGCCAUCUUCAUGGCCUUCGAAGGGCAAGAUUGAUCUUCAAGGCUUAGAGAUUAGAUACCGUCCUAAUGCUCCAUUAGUCCUCAAGGGAAUCACUUGUACAUUUAAAGAAGGGAGUAGGGUAGGAGUUGUUGGAAGGACUGGAAGUGGAAAAAGUACACUUAUAAGUGCUUUGUUCCGCUUAGUUGAGCCUUCACGAGGUGAUAUUCUUAUUGAUGGGAUGAACAUCUGCUCAAUGGGGUUGAAGGAUUUGAGAAUGAGGCUAAGCAUAAUCCCUCAAGAACCAACUCUUUUCAAAGGCAGCAUUAGGACAAAUCUGGAUCCUCUAGGCCUGUACUCUGAUGACGAAAUAUGGAAGGCUGUGGAAAAAUGUCAGCUUAAGGAAACAAUCAGCAAGCUACCAAGUCUCUUGGACUCUUCAGUGAGCGAUGAAGGUGGAAACUGGAGCUUGGGACAAAGACAAUUGUUUUGUCUUGGAAGAGUUCUACUUAAGAGAAACCGAAUUCUUGUUCUGGACGAAGCUACGGCCUCCAUUGACUCUGCUACAGAUGCCAUUCUACAAAGAGUAAUUAGACAAGAAUUUGCAGAAUGCACAGUUAUAACGGUUGCUCAUAGAGUUCCAACUGUAAUAGACAGUGACAUGGUCAUGGUCCUCUCUUAUGGGAAAGUGGUGGAAUAUGAUGAGCCUUCAAAGCUAAUGGACACCAACUCUUCAUUCUCUAAGCUGGUAGCUGAAUAUUGGUCCAGCUGCAAGAAGAAUUCAUUCCCAAAUAUUAGUAGGCAGCAACAAUGAGUAAUGGAUUUAUGGAAAAUAAAAAUUAUAAAUAAGCUGAAGAAAAAUGGUUCACAUCCAAGUAUAUAUAAAAUAAAUCUAUUAGACCCUAAACAGGUAUUGUGGAGAUGUUGCUCAGCAGAUUCAUUCAGGACUAUUCUUGCUGCAUAAGAAACUUGUCCAAAACUCUUAUCUUGUGUAAGGACAAUCAUUAUCAAAGACAAAAUUAGAUUCUUUAAGGAGGUUGUAUAAAUAUUUUGCAAUUUGUGAGAAGUGUUGCAAUUUCUUUGAUA
This is a messenger RNA of Vicia villosa (hairy vetch), 4838 nucleotides long. Its product is annotated as ABC transporter C family member 8-like. Gene Ontology annotation, molecular function: ATP binding; ATP hydrolysis activity; ABC-type transporter activity. The record is from RefSeq and is a predicted model, not a curated record. Bases 184 to 4566 code for a protein of 1460 amino acids. Gene Ontology annotation, cellular component: plant-type vacuole; vacuolar membrane. Gene Ontology annotation, biological process: transmembrane transport. The transcript is spliced from 12 exons. Lineage: Eukaryota; Viridiplantae; Streptophyta; Magnoliopsida; Fabales; Fabaceae.